AAACAGCUGAAAAUGUUAAAAUUCUGAUUUAUAGUAAGCAUUUGGGCCCCUUAGAUCUGUAACACUCCUAUGUAUGGUUAAUAAAUAUUCAGAACUAGAUAUUCCCAUGAAAUGUUGGAGAAAAAAAUGAUAUUUCCAUUGAAUAUCUCUGCUUUUAUCCAACGUGAAAAUUUCUUAUUGGUCCCAAGAUGAUAAGAAAUUUGUGUUCACGAACCAUUACAGUUCCCAAUUAAAAAACCUACCUGCUAUCGUUUCAUCUCCGGAUUACUUUACGCACUUUUUCACUCAAUCAAAAGCAGGAACUGCAACCACCAACAAGCAACAAUGGCAACCCUGUCUAGUCUUAACCUUGUAACCCCAAGAGUCGUGGCCAACCUACCAUACUCCGUAAAGGGUAGCCCGGUUAAGGUCCCAUACCUUAACCAGCCCCGGAAAAGGGUCUCCCAAUUGGGGACUGGGCGGAUGCAGGUAAUCAGACCGGUGAGAGCUGCCCCUGAGAGCAUAUCAGAAAAGGUGGAAAAGAGCAUCAAGGAAGCAGAGGAGAUGUGUUCGGAUGAUCCAGCGAGCGGAGAGUGUGUGGCAGCUUGGGAUGAGGUGGAAGAGCUCAGUGCGGCAGCCAGCCACGCCAGGGACAGGAAGAAAGAAAACGAUCCUUUGGAGAAUUACUGCAAAGACCACCCGGAGACUAAGGAGUGCCGCACUUAUGAUAAUUGAAAUGCUUUUUUACUUUAUGAUCCUUUUCCUAUGAUGAUGAAAAGGGAGUUUUAGAUGUUGUAAGACUAUUAAUUUGUUUGUGUGAAACUGAAGAUGUCAAUGGUGGUUUCCUCGUUCAACUGAUGUAAUCCUAUACCAUACAAUCCGGAAAAAGAUAAUUUGGUAACUCAAA
Molecule: messenger RNA, 886 nt
Organism: Durio zibethinus
Lineage: Eukaryota; Viridiplantae; Streptophyta; Magnoliopsida; Malvales; Malvaceae
Product: calvin cycle protein CP12-2, chloroplastic-like
Biological process (GO): negative regulation of reductive pentose-phosphate cycle
Cellular component (GO): chloroplast
Source: RefSeq, a predicted model, not a curated record